UCGAGUGCAGGAGGCUCAGCUCCAAUGAAAAGGAGCCAGAGGCGUGGCCUUGUGUUGUUUUUCAAAGGGACGAUUGAUUCGGAGCGGUGUGUACGUGCAGGUUGUUGCAACAAUGUAAUCUGUAUUUGAAUUUCAUUUUGUGCUAUUCAUGUCGUUAGUUUUUAUGUCAUUUUAAUAGCUUUAUUUGAAUAAAGCACAAAGUCAGCUAUGAGGCUGUUUGGGUUCCUCUUGAAAAACAAGACUCCAAAGCAAAUUGAGUAUUACUCCAGGUUUUCUCCAUCGCCACUGUCUAUAAAACAGUUUCUGGAUUUCGGCAGGAACAAUGCCUGUGAGAAAACGUCCUACAUGUUCUUGCGGAAGGAGCUCCCGGUCCGGCUGGCGAACACCAUGAGGGAGGUGAACCUGCUUCCAGACAAGCUACUGAGCAGACCCUCUGUGAGGCUGGUGCAGACCUGGUACAUGCAGAGCUUUUUAGACAUUUUGGAAUAUGAAACCAGGAGUCCAGAGGAUCCUCAAGUAUUGGAUGAUUUCCUAGACAUUCUGAUUCAGAUCCGGAACCGGCACAAUGACGUCGUCCCCACCAUGGCGCAGGGCGUGAUCGAGUACAAGGAGAAGUACGGCUUUGACCCCUUCAUCAGCAGCAACAUCCAGUACUUCCUGGACCGCUUCUACACCAACCGCAUCUCCUUCAGGAUGCUGAUUAACCAGCACACACUGCUCUUCGGUAAUGACACAAAUCCAGCACACCCCAAACAUAUUGGAAGCAUCGAUCCCACCUGCAAUGUAGCCGAUGUUGUUAAAGAUGCCUAUGAGACUGCGAAGAUGCUUUGUGAGCAAUACUACAUGGCAGCACCUGAGCUGGAAAUCGAAGAAUUCAAUGCUAAGGCACCUAAAAAGAACAUCCAAGUGGUGUAUGUGCCGUCCCAUCUCUUCCACAUGCUGUUUGAGUUGUUCAAGAAUUCAAUGAGAGCCACCGUGGAGCUCCAUGAAGGCAGAAGUGAAGGCUUCCCCCCCAUUAAAACAAUGGUCACCCUGGGAAAGGAGGAUCUGUCUAUAAAGAUAUGUGAUAAAGGUGGAGGCGUCCCACUGAGAAAGAUCGAGCGCCUGUUUAACUACAUGUACUCCACAGCCCCCAGACCCAACUUCGAACCAUCCAGCACUGCUGCUCCCCUGGCUGGCUUUGGCUAUGGCUUGCCCAUCUCUCGGCUCUAUGCCAGGUACUUCCAAGGGGACCUCAAGCUGUACUCCAUGGAGGGAGUGGGCACCGACGCUGUAAUCUAUCUGAAGGCUCUUUCCAGCGAAUCGUUCGAGCGACUCCCCGUGUUCAACAAGUCUGCGUGGCGGCACUACCAGACCUCGCCCGAGGCAGACGACUGGAGCAACCCCAGCAGCGAGCCCAGAGAUGCUUCCAAGUACAAAGCCAACAGAUAACUCCAGAACACCAGGGCGGUUUCUCCCUCCGCGUCAUAGAAGCCAUCGGCUGAGCUCUGGAUCCAAACGGAUUUAAUAAUCUAAUAUUAAUAGCAUCCAGUGUGUUUGUAAUUGUUGAUGUUUCCAUAUUAAGAACUACUACCUAAGUCACCUCCAGGUCAAACAGGCAGGGAGAGGCACGGAGAUGAUGUUGUGUAACAAACUUGUUGAGUGUUACCAGUGGGUCCUCUCCUGUUCCUCUCUCUUCCUCCCCUCCCUCUGUCCCAUGCAGAAGUGAGGUCAUGCUAAGUACAUAACUUGUUGGGCAAAGUGUUCUUGUUUUUAUUAAUCUUUGGAAUUUUAUAUAGAGGGCAGGUAAAGUUCCAUAUACUGUUUGUUCUGUGGGGGUGGGGUGCACAGUAGCACUGCAAAUAAUGCCCAUGGCUUCAAACUUAAGAUAUGAAAAUUAAAUUAAACAACUUAGCUGCCUUUUUUGAAGGACAAUUGUCUGAAACCUGUUGCACUUGAUGUAGCAUGGCAACAUCGAAUUCUGUAAGGCUCAUCGCUGUGGUAUACAUUUUAAUUGUUUUUUUGUGGUAAAAUUAAUUGGCAGGAAAGCCAAGUGUGACGUGCACGUCUGCCACACAGUUGGCAAAAGCACCUUAAGAUUUUAAGAACAAAAUAUUUAUAUAAACGUAACAAAUAUGGGCAAAUGCCUAGAAGAGAGGUUGCACUAGUACUGGAUUUUGUAAUGUUUUUGAGGAAAGUUCUCCCGGUACUGUAUAUAAUCUUGAGUUAUCCAUGCAGCAGGCAGGUAUGAUUGUGGUUUUCUUUGUGAUUACUGGACGGUGGUUGAAGUCUCUGCAGCCCUUACCUUCAGGACCUGGGUUAUAAUAUACCCCAGAUGUAAACCUGAGGGAUCUUCGGACUGCAGUGAAUUAAGAGGGAUCUGUGCCUUGGGCUCCUGAGAAUGGGAUAGACUAGGAGCAGGAGUGCUGGAAUGCAAACCAGGAGCAGCAGAGGGUUCUAAAGAAUCCCUCACUGCUGCUGUACAGAGAGGCACCUUGAUCCUGGAGUCCCGUACCCUGCACUUUAGCUUCAGGGACUGCAGGAGGCCAGUGGGACCAAUAAAGCAGGUCCUUUUGCUUGCUCUCCUGAUCCACAGUCCCAUCUCUCACUCUGUCCUGGAUUGGGGCUGCUGAAAAGGUUCUAUAUUAGGAUAAAAAAGAAAGAUUACCAAAUUUUUAGUUUGUACCAAAAUGAUAAUUCAAAAAGUUAAAGUGAGCCACAUAAAUCAAAGCACACAGUGCAGUGUUGCACCAUACUGCCUUCUGUGGUCUGGUUUCGUUUCAGCAUUUUCAUAUUGUUCCCCUUUUUUCUAUGCUCGGCGACAUUUUCUAAAAACCUACAUUUGAUUUCCCAUAACCACUGCACACUGUGCCAGGCUAAUGAAAUGGAGACUCCAAGUCCCUUUUUUGCUUAAUCCUGCAGCACAGGGGCGCACUUCUUUUCCUGUGACAGGCUGCUGGCGUGGGGGUGCUUGCAUUCUCUGCUGAGUGACAGGCAGGAGAUCGAGACGGAGGUCGAAGUUCAUACGCCCCGCAGGCGAACAGGAUUUAUGUACAUAGUGUGAACACAGACAACUGCUCACGUGACACUGCCAACAGUGGUAGUGCAUUGAGGACAUAAAGGGGAAUGUACAUAAAGAAAAAGAAAAACACUGUACAAAAGCCUUGAAAACGGACGAUCUUCAGCCCCGUUGGCUUUGGCUUUUCAGAAGCCCUGAGGUGAAUAAACUGAACCUCUUUAUACCUGACGCCGCGCUGGAACACACCUACCUGCUGAUUCCACAGCUGGCAAUCGCACACAGCAGGCAGGCUCUCCCAGGAGCGCCAGGUACUCACUCACUCACUCCACUCACUCACUCACUCACUCACUCACUCACUCACUCACUUAAUUUUCUAAUAAACACACACUAUUUACAGUAAUCAUUUACACAAAAAACCCUCCUUGUAUGCAGGGCUCCUGCCCUGCCACAGCUUCCCAAAUUGUAUGUGGGAGUAUUCUAGUCCAAUCACUUGUACGUCUGUUUAACUAAACUCAAAUAUUUGGUAAAACUACUAACAUGCAGUGGGCUCUAUUUAUCAUGGUGAAAUACAAAGAAGGCAAGGGAGAGCAGGCAGCAAACAGAAAUGCCCACCCAGGGGAAGCUAGAUGAGGUACAGAGACUCAUGGUUUGCUUUGAAUUGAGCGAUGCUUGUAUGCAAUCAUGAACUUCCCCUUUAAACAAUACGCCCCGUUCGGUGUGGCAAGAGAACCAAGUUACUCUGACGUUCACAAAGAGCAUUGUUGCCGCCUGGUCAUCACUGUGUGGUAUGGAAGAGUGUUGAAGAAAUCUGUGGUGCUGGGUGCUCAGUGCAAAGCUUCAAUGCUGGGCUCAUGUCUUGGAAGACUGUUGCGCUCUGCAGUACUGUGUGUGAGGAGGCAUGUGCUGUCACUGGCUCAAUCUUUCACUUCAUCCUGAAAUGGAGAUAUAUAUAUAUAUAGAGAGAGAUAUUCUCUGCAGAUAUAUAAAGCUCCCAUGCCACUUGUUGUCCUCAGGACAUGUCCCACUGCAGCAAGAUUCUCUACAUGAGCAGGCCCACCCUGUAUGAAUAUCCAAUGGCAAAUAAAUAACUUGUGCUCCUGAGUUGUUGCUUGCUUGUUUACCAUUGCCAUUCAGAAUCACUGAUUUGUAGUGCAAAUAAUAGAUUGGUGUGUAUUUUAGCAUUGAAGAUUUUACAUGCACUCCUGCGCUGGCUGUAAAUGUCAUUUUCCACAUGUAAACCAGGCGUUAAUAAAAAAGACUUUAGAAAAAUAAGAACAGGGCAGAUGAUUCUAGCAAGGCAUGCUUCUAGAAUUUGUAAGCUCAGGAAGGUUUCCUGCUGUAAUCGUUCAUAAGGGAUUUGUUUCAAUAACAGUGUCAUUUCAGACGUGUUUAUUUCUUUUGCCUUUUUGGAAUUUUUUUGGACUAGAUUGUAUUAUUCAUUUUAUAAAGACAUUUCCUUGUAAUAAACUAAAGGUAGGUUUAGCCUACUGUUGUACAACCAA
Messenger RNA from Acipenser ruthenus (sterlet), 4500 nucleotides. Its product is annotated as pyruvate dehydrogenase (acetyl-transferring) kinase isozyme 3, mitochondrial. The coding region runs from base 208 to 1431 and encodes 407 amino acids. The record is from RefSeq and is a predicted model, not a curated record. Gene Ontology annotation, cellular component: mitochondrion. The transcript is spliced from 11 exons. NCBI's taxonomy places the organism in Eukaryota, Metazoa, Chordata, Actinopteri, Acipenseriformes, Acipenseridae. Gene Ontology annotation, biological process: regulation of glucose metabolic process; protein phosphorylation. Gene Ontology annotation, molecular function: pyruvate dehydrogenase (acetyl-transferring) kinase activity.